GAAUACGUCACUGACGCUGAUCAAUGCAGUGUCCUGACUUCCUACUAUUUAUCAGCCUUUGUGUUUUGAUCUCAAACAUUGACUCGGUGUCAUGCAUCAACCGAAAGAACCUAGUGUCUGAAAUGAAAUAUGAUAUACAGUUGAAAUUGGACCCCAUUGACGCAGGUUCUGAGAGUACAGUUGAGAUGUACUCGAAAUACGGCCAAAGAUUUAUCUGUGUUCUCCCAUCCGAGUCACGAAAUACGAACACCGUCACUCCACCACCUGUAGAUAACACAUUAGUGUCAAACAUGUUAUCGCUAUUGAACGGAUCUAAGUGCCUCAUCUACAGGCACAGCUGGUGGACAUACGAAUUGUGCUACGGACGUUAUGUGCUCCAGUAUCAUGCGGAAGAACAAGAGCGGAGUUCUGAGACGCUUCUGGGGCUUUACGACUCCGAAACCAACUGGACAGAACCUCGCAAUGAAACCGAUGAUGAACAACUGUAUCACUCCCAAUUCUAUGUGAAUGGGAGCUAUUGUGAACUCACGCUCAGUCGCAGGAAAGUCGAAGUGCGUUAUGUGUGUGAGACUGGCAACUCAUUCCUAAUCAUCCGCGUCGAGGAGCCCGAAACCUGUGUGUACCGAAUAUACGUGGCGGCACCCACUUUAUGCUCGCACCCAUCAUUCGUAGUCACUCGUAUUCCCCGAAUAGAGUCAAUCAAAUGCUCACCGGAAGUUGCAAACGCCUCUGUCACUGAAGAUUCCGAACACGCUGAGCACGCAAAUGCCACUGCAUCUUCCAAACGGUUUUACAACCAUUCUCUUUCUCGAAGUUCCAAACGAGUGUUUACCAUACCGGCUAUUUUAAAAAAAAUGCAAAUUCGCCGACGACACUUUGAACGUCGUUACAUCAGAUUUAUGCUGAAACAGUUUCUGCGCUCAAUCACCAGUCCGGUUCUGCAUGGAACUCAAUUAACUUCACCGGAUAUCUUCCGAAUGUUUCUUGAUGAUGCACGAGACUCACUUGCUCCGCAAACUUCUCUCUCCUGGUCCUUGCACCGUUGGUCUCUUCGCCGGUGUGCAGACGAGCUACAGCAAUCUCUACUUCAUUUCGCUAGUUCCACCAUUCAGCUCUUUCUAUCUCACUCUAAGGGUAUUCCAGUGCAUCCGAAGUCUCUGUCUGUUAUGCACAUCUUGGCAACAUUUAUGCGUUCCUUUAUCGAUGCGCAGUUGCAAUACUUCGAACAUCCGGACAAGAAACCAGUUAUUUUUCCUUUUGAACUGGUUUCAGUUGCCGCUGACCUAUUUUCCAAAUUAUCCGAUCAACUUCCGCGAAUUAUGUCUCCACACCUUGCUGAUGCUGUCCGACUUGAUCUAGAUGUUUUAUUGGCGCUUUACAACCGCUCAGCCGAGUCUACAGACAGCAUCGAGUUAGUCGGAAUGGAUCUGGACAACGUGACUUUUACCUUAGGGCUGCGUGGACUUAAUGCUGAACACCCGGCAUGGACGACCACUCCGGUGGAGAUUGAGGCUUUACGAUCUAUUCGGCACCGAUUUCAGCCUAGCUUGCAAAUAUUAAAGAACCUACACCAGUUGGUAAGAAUGACAGAGCAGAUUAAGAAAAUGGAGUCAGACUUCGAAACCACCAUGGAGAACUUGCUGGUCACCGCGACGAAUUUCAAAGUGCUGGUCGUGCGAAGUGCUGUUGAUGGUGCGUCCACCGAAGGAGAUGCAAGCGACGAUGAUCAUUCGGAGCCUCAAUCCUCAGAAUCAACAAGUCAUCCGUCGUCUCAAAAUGUGUUAGAAAUCGUCAAAAAUGUUCUGCGAAAAUUAUCACCAGAAUCUCCACAAGAUUUAACGGUGUAUGAGACAACCAGCUCAGCCAAAGGGACGUCCAUGUUUGUGAUAAUGUCCAGUGAAGAAAAAGGGAGGGAGGAACGUCGGAUGGAUGAAAUGGAAAGUGCAUACAACUUUAAAAAGUCAUCGCCCACCGCGCAAAACCAACCAGAGUAACGACGUUGCUGCCACUUACGUCCCUAAUCACACAGUUGGUAACUGUUUGCUUUCUCUAAUCUGUGAUCGGUGUUUUGUGAUGUCCCAGUGUCUCGUCUUCUCUACAUUCCUGUGACCAAUGUUACCUGCACCUAUUUCUCCCCUCACGGUUUUUGCUUACUCAUGAAAGUGUUUACCAUCUUAAGAAAAUAUACGCGCUGAUUCUGUUGACGUG
Dicrocoelium dendriticum is the source of this 2208-nucleotide messenger RNA. The record is from the annotation of a GenBank genome assembly. Lineage: Eukaryota; Metazoa; Platyhelminthes; Trematoda; Plagiorchiida; Dicrocoeliidae.